AUGACAUCAGAGGAAUUUCACCAUCGACCGUUGGUUAAAUUUGACCAGCAAAAUUCCUUUUUGGCGGUAAUUCGACCCAUCAUCGUACUGGGUCAGGUGUUUGGAAUUUUCCCUGUUUUGGGAUACGGAGCUGCUGAGGCAAGCAAAAUUCAUUUUAAGGUGUUUUCCUUGCGAAUGUUUUACACGUUGUUGCUUCAACUGGGUGCAUCAAUGAUGUCCGGCUUUUCACUGGCAACCUUCUGGACGACUGGAGUAGAAUUUUCGAAAAUUCUAUCCUGGAUGUUCUUCACGGUUAAUCUGCUGAUUACAUUGGGAUUCACGGGACUGGCCCGGAAUUGGUCAAAACUGAUGGUCGAAUGGGAAAACACAGAGCUGAGUCUUCCUCAGAGACCCAAACUAUCGGCCAGUAAUAGCAGGUUGCGUCGAAAAGCUAAAAUAAUUAUGUCGACGUUAAUGUUCAGUGCACUGUUUGAACAUAUUCUUGCCAAGCCAGCCGGUCUAUAUCGAGCCUACAAAUGUGGAAUAAAAAAUCUCGUCGAGGCUCAUCUGAUGCAGGCCUUUCCGGAACUUUUCUCCUUCAUCCCGUACGACAUCUAUCUUGGCUUUGUGUGUCAGGUUAUCACCAGUAUUCUGACUUUCUACUGGAACUUCAUAGAUCUGUUUCUGAUCGUGCUGAGCAUUGGCUUAAGACAGAAUCUGAGGCAUGUUAACGACAUUAUCAUCAGCUCGAAGGCCGAGUACAGUUCGAAUCAGUUUUGGCACAAUCAUUGGAAACACUACCAAAGGGCUUGCGAUUUGGUGCAGCUGUUCAAAACAAAGAUGGCUUUUUUCGUGGCCGUUUCUUUCGCAAACAAUUUAUUCUUCAUCUGCAUACAGAUGCUGGGUUUAUUGAAAGAAUAUCCCGGCGUUCUCGUGGCAAUCUACUAUUGGUACUCGUUUGGGCAUUUGGUGACGCGUAUGGUACUCGUAGCCCUCUACGCUGCUGAGAUUCACGAUGAAUCGAAAAGGCUACUGCCGUUGUUCAGGACUUUACCCACGCAGUAUUACAACAAAGAUAUUCAGCGCUUUCAGGAACAGGUGGAAAAUGAUGUGGUGGCUCUUUCGGGGUUCGGUUUCUUCUUUCUGACACGGCAGUUGAUUUUAAAGAUUGCCGGCACAGUCGUUACUUACGAAUUGGUGCUACUGCAGGUAAACCAGGCCGAAGAGAAAAACGGACCUCAUAAUCCGUGCACCUGAAAAGGUUCAUCUCUACUCCACACAGUGGAGACCGUCUCAUCUUGCACAAGUCCACCUCCCA
This is a messenger RNA of Topomyia yanbarensis, 1297 nucleotides long. RefSeq names its product gustatory receptor for sugar taste 64e-like. The record is from RefSeq and is a predicted model, not a curated record. Gene Ontology annotation, biological process: sensory perception of sweet taste; detection of chemical stimulus involved in sensory perception of taste. Gene Ontology annotation, cellular component: membrane. The coding region runs from base 1 to 1236 and encodes 411 amino acids. The transcript is spliced from 6 exons. Lineage: Eukaryota; Metazoa; Arthropoda; Insecta; Diptera; Culicidae. Gene Ontology annotation, molecular function: sweet taste receptor activity.